AAGAGGAGGAGGAGGAGGAAGAGGAGGAGGAGGAGGAGGAGGGCGCUCGGGAAGCGGAGCGGGCGGCCCAUGGCGGCGGGGGGCAGCGGGGGCGGGCUGCUCGCCUUCCUGAGGCUGCUGGGGCAGCUCAAGAGGGUGCCGCGGACGGGAUGGGUGUACAGGAACGUGGCAAAGCCAGAGAGCGUGUCGGAUCACAUGUACAGGAUGGCGAUGAUGGCCUUGGUGACCGAGGACAAAAACCUUAACAAGGACAGAUGCAUACGAUUAGCGUUGGUUCAUGAUAUGGCUGAAUGCAUUGUUGGAGAUAUUGCUCCUGCAGACAACAUCUCAAAAGAGGAGAAACACAGGAGAGAAGAGGCAGCUAUGCAGCAGCUGACCCAGCUUCUAUCAGAAGACCUCAAAAAAGAAAUCUAUGAACUCUGGGAAGAAUACGAAAACCAGUGUACUGCAGAAGCUAAGUUCGUGAAACAGUUGGAUCAGUGUGAGAUGAUACUGCAGGCAUUUGAGUACGAAGAGUUGGAAAACACACCUGGCAGACUGCAGGAUUUUUACGAUUCAACUGCUGGAAAGUUUGUUCACCCAGAAAUACUCCAGCUGGUAUCUCUGAUCAACAGAGAAAGGAAUAAAAAAACAGCUGCUACAUGUCAUCCACAUUCCUGAGGUUUUCCUAAAUACUAUCACGGGAGGACCCUAGAAUUGAAAGGACAGCCUAUACUUUUCCCUCAUAGGACUUCUUCCUCAAAUCCUCAGAAGCCUCAGAAAAGAGGAAAAAGGAUGAACAGUUCUGAGACAUUCCCAAUUGUUCACAGCCUGUGUUGGUGGCACCCUAGGUCCAUGACUCCAUCUUCCUUCCUCCAUUUGCCCAAAGAAAUGAAAUAAAGAGAAUACAGGCAGAAAAUAUUUGAGAAAAUGUCAGUGGGUUUGCCAAUAAAGCUGGACAAUGAAAUGAAAGUUGCAUGGAAUGCAGAAGCUGACUUUAGACUCCAGACAUUUUGUUUUGUCUUGUUUAACUAAAGAUUCCGUGAAGGGGGAUCCAGGAGCACCCUGAGCACCUGGCAGGAUAAGGGCUGGCAUGACAAGGAAUUCCUCUAGAAGAAUGCCUUGGCUCAAUCAGCAAAAUACGACCAGGCUCCUCAAGUAAAUCACGGUGAGAAGAAAUGGUCUUCAGAGCCGAGCAGUUUGAAUCAGAUUUUCCUCUUUCUAAGUGACGUGUGGAAACAGACACCCCACCCCACAUGCAGAAACGGCAUCACUCACAAUUCUCCUUUAGCCCUCAAAGCAAGGUGAAAAGGCUUUGGGCUGCCUUCUCACAGGUUAGCCAUAACUGUAGGAAGAAUGGAUUUGUGGAGACUGGAGGAGUCCAAAAGCAAGCUUGGGAGCUAAAUGUACUGACAGCACUAGGAGCCCUAGAGUAGGUUUAGUGACUGAAUGACUAAAAGAAAGUGCUGCACUUCUUCAACAAAGUUUCUUCUAACUGACAAGUGGUGGAAAAAAAAUAUUCCACUUCAGACCUGAGGUGUUCCAGUGAGCUGCAUCCCUUAUCUAAAUGGACAUAAGUAGAAGGAACACAAAACCAUAAGCAAGUGAUAACACCCGGCUGCAACAGGCAGGAGUUCGGAUCUUUCUAGCUGCGGCACCCCACUGCAUGAAUGGUUUUUCUUACAAGGAGCUCGAGUGUAAAAAGCAUUUUCAGUUAAGGUUGAAAGAAUGAACAGGAAUGUGUAUAAAGGUACUGAGCUCAGUCCCUAGAGGUCAGAGUUUUGUUCUAGCUCUGCCACUAGACUUCCUUGGGAUGCUGCCUCCCACCUUGGAAUGAUGUUUCUGUCUCUGACAGGGUGCAAUGGAGAUGCCAUCACCCUACAUUAUCAUGACUUAAAGCUGUCAAAGCAGACUAUCCUAAUAAAAGUGAACAUGAAAAAGCUGAAAAUGAUAGUGCAGCUCAGCACUCUUUGAUGCACAUGCUGAUUUAGGAACGUGAAAAUAAAUCAAGUUCUCUACUGCUCUGUAUUUUCCUUAGACACUGACUGGCAAAUAUUACCUGCUGUAUGAUUUCACAGAGGUUUGGAAAGACAGACCUUGACCGUGUACCUGCUGCUUCAGUUCUAGUGGUAAUUUGCAUUUUAUGUAACAAGGAACGCCCCUUCCCCAGUGGAUGGCCAUCUUCUUGCCACUUUAAUAUUGUACAAAUUGUAAUGCCCGCUGACAUUAAUCCAGUGUUGUCAGUUCCCCACAAAAUGAGGUGAUACAUUUGGCCCUUGAUUACUAAGAGACUGUACGUAAAAUGUUAGAAUCUUUCUAUAGCAGGAAAAUGCCAUUUUGUGGGCACACUUAUCAGAUGAAUAAGAACCAUCAGGGGACAAAAACUCUUGUUCGCACUUUUGAUGCAAGUUUGCCAUUCUCUGUCCUGCCUUAACAAGCGUUAUUAGUGAUGCCUGAUAACUUUCUCAUCAGAUGUUUCUGUCCCACAGCGCAUAUGUUAAAAUAGUUCUGAAAUUUUAAAUACAGAUAAAACAUUGAAUCAGAGAGAAAAUGGACACCUGCAUUAAGGAAAGACUACUUCAGUGCUGAGAGCAUAAGUGGUAUGACAAACCAGAGCUACAUGAUAGCUCCCACCAGCUGAGUCAGGGGCACUCAGUGAGUACAUCUCUAGUGCUGCAAGCAGAGUAGCUCCAGCCAGGACUUAAGUUCAGUCUGUAGACAAACAGUUGUGUCUGCCUGGCAUGGCACAGCACAAAGCUCAUGAGACCACACUGCUUUCAAAACUGGACCUUGCGUCUCCACAUGGCUCUGCCUCACACAGCAUAAUCAACCGUGGUUACACCUGAGAUGUCUCUUCUUUCCACUUCAGUAUGGCCAUAUUUUUGGCAUUUUUGAGACCACUCAUUUACUUCGGCAGGCAACAAAAGUAGCUUCACAGCAAUAAAGCAGAGAAAGAAGAUUUUUCUGAUUUGUUUUCACUUUCUAAUAGUGCUUCUGGAGUUGCAUGAUAUUUGCAUGAAAUUCUUGAUUCAACAGCAAAUUCAAUCACCUUCCUGUACAAAGGAUAGGGACAACUAAGCUGUCACACUUCAAGCAUAGCCAUAUAACUCAGUCUUCAACCAUUACCUUAAGGCUUGUGACAGUGGUCUCAACCUUCUCUUCGAAUGACUUGAAAGUUGGAGAAUU
Molecule: messenger RNA, 3165 nt
Organism: Cygnus olor (mute swan)
Lineage: Eukaryota; Metazoa; Chordata; Aves; Anseriformes; Anatidae
Gene: HDDC2
Product: HD domain containing 2
Exons: 7
Coding region: 70-660 (196 amino acids)
Cellular component (GO): cytoplasm
Molecular function (GO): 5'-deoxynucleotidase activity
Source: RefSeq, a predicted model, not a curated record